Protopolystoma xenopodis is the source of this 297-nucleotide messenger RNA. The record is from the annotation of a GenBank genome assembly. NCBI's taxonomy places the organism in Eukaryota, Metazoa, Platyhelminthes, Monogenea, Polystomatidea, Polystomatidae.
AUGCGAGUGAGGCCAAUCAUGACAGCUCAUUUAACAGAGCAAACUAAUGCCAAAUCUGUAUUUUUAGCGAUAGCAUUCUUUUCCCCUUCAGUCGCGAGCGAUCGUGUCCUCCAGUUGCGCUUCUUCCAAACCGCCUUCACCGGAUCUUCAGGGACACUGUCUGAGGCGACCGGUCCGCUUGGUCCCCCACUUGCUGUCGAUCCGAUGGGCCCGGUCCAAACCGUGGCUGGCCUCUUUCCGUUGGUUCACCUCUCCGCUCUGACCGCACUCAGAGUCCCCAUCUUGAUACAAGUUUAG